Bursaphelenchus xylophilus (pine wood nematode) is the source of this 4596-nucleotide messenger RNA. The record is from the annotation of a GenBank genome assembly. NCBI's taxonomy places the organism in Eukaryota, Metazoa, Nematoda, Chromadorea, Rhabditida, Aphelenchoididae.
AUGAAGAAAACGACGGAGAGGAUCGAGGUGAGGAAGGAUGGGAUGGAAUGCCCGUACGGGUACCCCGUGCCCAUGAGCCUCAUCCAAAUUCAUCAGCUCACUUUCAAGGUCAAGAAGGGCGAGGCGGUAAGUCGGCGGCAAAGUUUUGGGGAAAAGUUCCUUAUUCUGGCCACAACAUAGGCACUCUGCGAACUGCGCCCAAACUUUUGAUCGAAAAUGAGGAAAAAAGGCUUCGGCCUAGCUGGCACUGAAUUACUAUAGUAGCUCUACAGUUUUAAGGGUAUCUACGAAGACUAUAACGACUCACUUAAUUCACACGGAGGCAAUAAGUGUAGUUCCGGGCAGGUUUCAUCGCAUAAAGUGUAAAAUCGCAGGCUGCAGCCGUUUUUGAAGGGUAAGGUGGUACUGAAAAAAGAAGGUACCCUCACUAACUAAAUUCACAGUCGGGGCAUUUUCAACGAUGAAUUGAGCCUGCAAGCCAAAUUGGGGCUAAUUCUGAUCAGUUUCCGCAAAGUUAUAAAUUGUGGCCAGAAUAAGGAACUUUUGCCAAGUUUUGAGCUCUGCCAGUCAUUGUUAGUCGAUGAUGUUGUGAGGUGUAAAAAAUCGUAUUUCAACAUGUUGUCAACAAGAUUUCUUUAGAAAAAAGUGAAUUUUUUUUCGUUUUUCAAGCCAUUUUACUUGCAAACACAGCGGACCCAAAUUGACUUAUAAAAACAUAUAAUGACUUAUAAUGAAAUGAUUUUUUUAUAAGUCAUUAUCUGUUCUUAUAAGUCAUUUUAAAUGACUUAUAUGUUCAUAUAUGAUUUUAUAAGGGUUCUCUGUGCGCUCUUGUUGAAUUGACUUAUAAUUUCAUAUAUGUUUUUAUAAGUCAUUUUAUUUAUAACCGCACCGUGCAAAAAAUGAAGAUUUAUUUCAAUCUAUAACUCAAACAAUAAAGCGGCACAAGUAGAAUAAGACUUCAAUGCACGAAGGACCUGAGAUUUUUUGAUGGGGCGUUCGUCGCUUCUGUAGGCGACCGUAGAUGUAUAUUAUUGCUUCUAAUGCUUCUGGUUUAAAACUGAAAAUAUUUGGAGAUAUUAGAAGUUUUUUUUCGGGAAACUAUAAUAUGAGUUCGGCUUAAACUCAAUUUUUUAGGCGUUACAUACUAACAGUAAAACAGAUGAAUUUGAACUGCCUAAAAGGUUUCUGGCGGAAAAUUUUUUAGACAUGAAAUUUGCGAUAUUGUACUAGGUCCAGGUGAAUGCUAUCAGUCAUACCUGAAGCUACCGGAUGUCAUCUUUCUAUUCAUCGUGUAUACAUUGUCCAUUGGAUUCCUCCAUGACCAUUUUUGUAGUUAUCUAAAACCCAACGGGUUCACCUGGACCUAGUACAAUAUAACAAAACUUUGUCUUGAAGUUUUUUCGAGACCUCUGAAAUGUGGAAAACAGUUAAAAAACACCUACCAAAAUUGAGCAAAUGGAUCCUUUAGCAAUCCGUUGGUUGAUCGUGCAUGUUUAUACAUCUUCUGGGGAUGGAUCUUCUUCAGGCUGGCAUGCUCCCUGCACGGGAAGGCUAUUACGUUAGGGAACGUUCGGGACUUUUCAUCUAAACACUCUAAACUCUUGCAAAACAAAAAAAGGCUGAUUAAAAGCAUCUUACUUUGAUCGAUCCAAGGUAGAAAUACGUCGCGACGUUCCAAAAACUUAGAAUUUCACAAGUCCAGCUCACGCGUGCACAAAGCAAAAAGCGUAUUUGGCGCUCAAAAGUUUUCUUUGCAAAGAACUUAUUUGUUAUUAUAAGUUCUUAUUUGUUUUUAUAAGUAAAGAGAAAUAAGCCCCUCCUCUUUUGACGUUAUUUUGACUUAUAAGUCAUUAUCUGUUCAUAUAAGUCGUUAUAUGUCUUUAUAAGUCAAUUUGGGUCCGCUGUGAAGGAAGACCUCCAAGUGCGGCGCUCAGACUUCAAUUUUCUUGAAACUUUUCACACACAUUGAGCAUAGGCCACGUGACAAUUCCUCAAAAUUUUAGCACGCCCUUUGCAGGGGCAGCCGAGAUAUUCAACGAUCUUUUCGGACGAGAGAGUAUGCCAAAUGCGGAGAAGGGUCAGAGAGAAAACACCUUUUUGGCCAUAACUUUGCCGGUUUUGCGCGGAAAAAUUUGAUUUUUUAUGGAAACAUUACCCUCUACGGUAGAAAUAUGUGCAAAAAUUUUUAUGCCAAAAUUCGCAAAAAAAUAUCGCAUUUUUGCCAAUUUUCGACCAAAAAAUCUUGGUUUUUUCUGCAAAACGUGAGCUAGAAAUCUCGCAUAUUUCUCGGAAAAAGUUAUUCUAAAUUUGUGACAAGUUCCAUCAAAAUCCCAAAACUGCAUUUGAAGCCUGUCCUCGUCGGUAAUUUGGCCUGCAUUUUAGGCCGGGAUCCGAACGAAUAACAUGCUGACCGUCACCAAAAUCGACAUUGGUGGUGCCGCCGAGUCCGAAGUCAAGUUCGGCGACUGCAUCCGGAAGCUGAAUGACGUUGAUGUGUGUCCGGAUGGUAUGAAAAUCACGAGGAAAUACAGUGUUUUUUAGGGAAAGCGAACCGUCAAUUGUUCGUAGAGACGUUCCGGAAGCUGAAUACCACCGACUUUACGGUAGGUCAUCUUAAAAAAAAAAUACUUUUGGCAAUGAUGAUUUCUCAAGUAAAAGGAUUUUUGGGAAAAUUACUUACAGUGACCGACCUGAUCCAGUGGAAGAAACGUACCAUUUUGCAUCCGGGAAGUAUCAAAAAUGUGGCAAAAUGCCUCACUGGCCAAGUGAAAAAACUCCGUUUUGAAGGGCGCGCCCUUUCCUCCACAAAAAGAUCGGCUUUUAAAAUUGAAGUUUUUCACUUGGAGAGGGAGGCAUUUUGCCACAUUUUUGAUACUUCCCGGAUGCAAAAUGGUACGUUUUUUGUCACUGGUUCGGCUCUGUAAGUGCAAUGAAAAUUACUUUUAUUUUUAGUGUGAAAUGACGGUUUAUCGACCAGUUACCACCACCGAAGCGGCCAGUCGACUGGAGAAGGUCAAGAAACUUCCCGGAUUCAUUUACAAAGUCGCUGUAAUGUUCUCCAUCCCCGGCUGCAAACUGGCCCUCUGCAUUCGAGGGGUGGAUAACAAAGUCUACGUCUCGCAGGUAGGGGAGGGUGAUGAUUAUUUGAGGCUGGGAAAAAAAGACAUUUUGAAAAUUGUAGCGGAUUUGGGGGAGAAAUUGAUAACUUUUCGCAGAUCGGCCACAAGUCAAAAAAAAUGUAAAAGUGAAUGCGAGCUGCGUCCAGAAAAUAGAAAACUAUGCGAUUUACCGACAAUAAAUAGAAGCCUAAGCGCUAAUAGAAGCCUAGGCUAUGCCUAAACUAACAGGAGAAGUACCCCAAGUGCGACGCUCAGAUUUUGAUGAAACUUGGCACAAAUUUAGAGUAAUUUUUUCGAAAAUAUAUGCGGCAAUCCUAGCUCGCGCUUUGCAGAAACAACUGAGAUUUUUAGAUGGAAAGUUGGCGAAAAUUUGACACUUUUUGCCGAAUUUUGGCACGAAAGGUUUCAUGCCCAUUUCUACCAUAGAGGGUAAUAUUUCCACAAAAAAUUAAUUUUUUCCGCGCGAAACUAGCAAAGUUAUGGCCAAAAAUUGUUUUUGUAUUUGACCGCUCUCCACGUUUAAAGUAUUCUCUCGGUGGCAAAAAUCGUUCAAUAUCUCGGCGGCGCCUGCAAAGCGCGAGCUAAAACUUUCAGGAAUUGAUAUUUACUCCAUACCCGACGUGUGAGCAAAAUUUAAAGAAAAUCUGAGCGUCACACUUGGAGUACUUCCCUUGUAAACCUAAAUUAAUCUUAACCCGGCCAGAGACUGGAUAACUUUUCGUAUAAAAUGUCAUCCGCAGGUCGCGCCCCUAUCAUUCUCUAAAGGCUUUUUGGGGUUUUAAAAUUUCAGGAAAACACUUGACAAUGGGCGUGAAACUUGACUCAACCUAAAGGUUGUGGCCCAUCUCAGUAGCUCUAAACCUGUUAUUUCUACUAAAUUUUUAAUAUUCACAUUUUUAUUUCUCUUCAGGUGACCGAAUUCACGCUGGCUGGCCGUUGCCUUCUCCAAGGCGACGCCAUUCUGGAUGUGAAUGAGACUCCGGUCACGGGGAACAAACAGUGCAGCGACAAGAUCAUGGAAGGGUUACAGUCCAAGGGCUAUGUGACUAUGGUGAUUGAGCAGCCAGAGGACAUCUUGAAGAAGGCGCAGGUCAGAAACGCGCUGCUUCAGGACAAAACCGUCGACAUGGAUCCGCCGUUGCCUCCGGAUGUGAACGACAUCUGUCAGCGAGAAGUGAAUCGUUAUAAGAAGGAGCCGGAGAUGAAGCCCAAGAAGGAGGUUCUUCAUGGCAAAGAGUGAGUUUGCGGGUUCACUGAGAGGUCUACUUUACCCUCCACAAGCAAAAAAAAGCCUUUUUCAUGACUCUUCUUUAGCUACAAAACCCGUCCAGAUGCAAGUCGCGUCAAGCUCGAAGAACAGGCACAAGAUACGCCCAUUGUCUCGGACCGCAACCCCCUGCUCCUCAUCAACGUCCCCUCCGCCCCUCCCAGCACCAACUAUCAAUCCUUGGCGGCGCUGAGUCAGUCAAACAAGUGA